UACUUUUUCUUAAAUGAAGAAGAAAAACUAAAUUCCUAAUUACAGAAUUAGUAUGAUUUUAUAAUGUGAAGAACAACUAAAUUCCUAAUUGGACUAUCAGAAUCUUCCUCAACUACAACAGACGAUCUGCGAGCUUUACAACUGUGAAUUCCCAUUCCCAAACCCUAACAAAUUCUGGAGUCUAAUUGUGCGUCUUCGUUUGUAUUGCUUGCUGCGGAAGAAACUUCCUUUUGAUCGCAGAAGCAGACAAACUGACUGGAAAAAUCUUGAAGUCUGAUUCCUUAUCUUUGUAAAGUACCUGCAGAAAUGGCAAUGACAAUUGAAGGUUGGUCCCUCUAUGCCUUCUAUUACUAGAUUCAUGUUUUAUGGAAUUAGAGGAGACAAAUGUUGUUGUGUUGUUUGUAUUACAGCUCUUAGUGGCAACUAUCAAAAGAAGAACUGUGAUAACCUGGGAUACAUACCCAUUUCCAUUAAAUUGUUGCAUUUGUCAAUUUCCCCCAUUUCUAGUAGUAUUAUUUUACUUAAUCCAAGUAAUUAAUCUAUAUAGCUUUAACUAAUUCCUUUUGAUUUACAUAAAUGAGUGACGGCGAAUCCAGGAUCCUCUUAUUUUUGAUUUAUUAUUUUUUGAAUAGUUGUAAAGUAACUCUGUAAACUACUGGCUGAGUAUAAAGUGCAUAUCAGAGAAACAUUUGUGCUUAUUGGGUCAUUGGAUAUUUAUUUGUAAAUAUAAGUUAUAUCUGUGUUCUGAUCUAGUAUUGCUUAAAGUAUAGUUGUCAGUCGAAUUAACUUGAGAUUCAAUCCAUGAAUCUUUCUAUGUUUUACCUACCAAUAUGCAUUAGUUAAUGCCUAUUGGAGAAUGGAGUUUACUUAAAUUCUAGUUUGCUGGCUAAUUCACAUUUUUAUGCUAAUCCUCUGUGUAAGUUUACUAUAGAUGCAUUUUUGCCUAGUAUUGUGGAUAUAUUUCACUGCAAAGCCUAAUCUAUUUUUCAUUGUGGUUUUGAUUUUACACUUUAUAUGCUGGUCCGCUAUUCCGCUACUGCUGAUCUGGUCAAUUGUAUGCAGUUCUUGCAGGACUUGCAUUCAUGUUUUCAUCUAGCAUCCUGCUCCAGAUCUUGGCUUGCGCGCUAUACAGCAACUGGUGGCCAAUGCUAUCAGCUCUGAUGUAUGUUCUGGUGCCAAUGCCUUGUCUUUUCUUUGGUGGUGGAACCACUCAGUUCCUUACGAGUCGAGAAGGUGGGGGUUGGAUAGAUGCUGCCAAGUUCCUAACAGGUGCAUCUGCUGUGGGAAGUAUGGCCAUUCCCAUUAUUCUGAGGCAUGCAGGCUUGAUUGGAACUGCAGCAAUGUUCAUCGAAUUCACAUCUUUCUUCAUAUUCGUCUGCACGGUCCUUUGCUUUCAUCGCGCCAGUCUUGAUGACGAGUGGUAACAUUUCUAUCAAGAGACACUUUCUGUACAUCUAGGACCAGUUUCGACUAGUGACGCAACGCUUGCUGUUUUGGAAGAGGAAAAAAUAGAGGAAGAUAUAUAUCCCAACAUGUACAGAUAAAUUCUUGGUUGGUUGGCAGAGUUUUUAUAUUGCUCAAUAUUUUGUGAAUCUUUGAUGUUAGAUUACUAGCAGACCAUAUAUUUAACAAUAAACAAGUCCGACUCUCUUCCAAUGAUUUGAUAUUUUGAAUUAA
Salvia miltiorrhiza (redroot sage) is the source of this 1677-nucleotide messenger RNA. Its product is annotated as vacuolar protein sorting-associated protein 55 homolog. NCBI's taxonomy places the organism in Eukaryota, Viridiplantae, Streptophyta, Magnoliopsida, Lamiales, Lamiaceae. The transcript is spliced from 6 exons. Gene Ontology annotation, cellular component: endosome. Gene Ontology annotation, biological process: late endosome to vacuole transport via multivesicular body sorting pathway. Bases 1083 to 1424 code for a protein of 113 amino acids. The record is from RefSeq and is a predicted model, not a curated record.